Messenger RNA from Aspergillus chevalieri, 399 nucleotides. RefSeq lists its product as uncharacterized. Bases 1 to 399 code for a protein of 132 amino acids. Gene Ontology annotation, cellular component: cytoplasm. The record is from RefSeq and is a predicted model, not a curated record. NCBI's taxonomy places the organism in Eukaryota, Fungi, Ascomycota, Eurotiomycetes, Eurotiales, Aspergillaceae. Gene Ontology annotation, molecular function: phosphopantetheine binding. The transcript has a single exon. Gene Ontology annotation, biological process: amino acid activation for nonribosomal peptide biosynthetic process; secondary metabolite biosynthetic process.
AUGCAGGAGGGACUGAUGGCUUUAAGCGGUACCCAGAACGGUGCUUAUAUUGCCCAUCACACAUUACCACUUGGACAAAACAUCAGCCUGGCUCGUUUCAAGCAGGCUUGCCAAGUGGUAGUCACCGUCCAACCGAUCCUUCGGACUCGUUUCAUCUACCCUGAAGUAUCCGGGGCGCUCCAGGCGGUCCUGCGAGGUAAGAUCGAAUGGCAAUCGGGCGAGAGCCUGGAUGAUUACAUGAAAGAUGGCAAACAGCAUCCCAUGCGAGCCUGGGAUGCACUUACGCGCUAUGGGAUAGUCCCAGAUGAUAACGACGGAUGGACACUCGACUUGCUUUUCGACCGCCUUGACAAGGCUCGCACGCCUCAUCUGGGCAAACCCAUCGUGCGCUCAUGCUGA